This is a messenger RNA of Cyprinodon tularosa, 1258 nucleotides long. Its product is annotated as zinc finger BED domain-containing protein 4-like. The transcript is spliced from 7 exons. The coding region runs from base 125 to 1258 and encodes 377 amino acids. Gene Ontology annotation, molecular function: protein dimerization activity; DNA binding. The record is from RefSeq and is a predicted model, not a curated record. NCBI's taxonomy places the organism in Eukaryota, Metazoa, Chordata, Actinopteri, Cyprinodontiformes, Cyprinodontidae.
GUCACGUGACUGCUUCAUUUUGCGUGUCGGUUUUCAAAAUAAAAGCGCGAUGAAUCCUGUUGCUUCGUGGGUUGUAGUAGGUGGUUUGGUAUCAGCAGAAUAGUUUCCAUCAGCAGUGGUUGAAAUGGAGCCGUCAAAAAAGAGAAAAACCUCUCAUAUGUGGGAGUAUUAUGAGAUGACAGAUCACAAUAAGGUGAAAUGUUUGCUGUGUGACAGGGUGUUGGUCUACAACAACAACACAUCAUCAAUGAUUAGGCAUUACAGGGCCAUGCAUGAAAAUAAGCACACUUCAGACACAGGAGACACCAGCCAGAGUUCCAGGAAGCAGGUGCUAGAUGAGGCUGUGGCAAAUCUGAUUGUAAAGGAUUCCCAACCUUUUUCAGUGGUGGAGGAUGAGGGCUUCAGAGAGCUCAUUCAUUUGCUGGAUCCAACCUAUGUUCUUCCUACUAGAAAGGAUUAUGAGAUAAUUGAGGAAUCCUUACCCGUGUUGUUCCCAUUUUUCCAAGCAACUUCAGAGCUCUCUGAAGAGAAAAGAGUGUCAAUAUCCAAGGUUAUACCUUUAAUGAACAUGCUGCACCAUGCAGUGCUUACAAAGAUGGCAAAUAUCAAAAAUGAUGUUGCAAGACUUCUGUCUGAAAACCUAUUGAGGCGUGUCAAAGAACAAGUCUCAAAUAUUGAAUCAUUAAGUGUCAUGACAAUGGCCACAUUGCUGGACCCUAGGUUCAAAACUCUUGGUUUUCUCAGUCAAAGCAAAGCACAAGAGGCGGUAAGGCGGCUGAAAGCAGAAUGUUCGACACUGAUUGCAAGUAAUGAAGGAGUCCAGCUACAGGAAUCAGGAGAUGCAGGAGAAGGCGCUAGCAGAUCCUGUGAACUGUGGUCUCUUUUAGAUACUACAGUGGACCAGAAGAGGCAUAGCUCCAAUGCCACAGCAGAUGCCAUCGUUGAAGUGGAGCGAUACCUUGCUGAAAAGAACCUAAGGAGACAUGAAGAUCCAUUGGUGUAUUGGCAUACACAGAAACAUGUGCAUCCCCACUUGUACUGUAUGGCACUGAAGUUCCUCUGUUCACCUGCAUCAUCAGUGCCGUGUGAACGAGUUUUUUCCAAGGCGGGGGAGGUCAUCUGCCGACGAAGAAACCGUAACCUGGAACUGUUUCCCGACACCGUCCUGGAUUUCCUUUCUGAACCUCUUUGGACCUUUGAUCUCCUGGCUCUGACUCCCGAGCAUGUCCCUGACAUGUGCUUUGGCUUCGCCCUCUGA